AAUACUCUUUGGAUAAGUCUAUGAGUGUACAUAUUCUGUCAAGUAAAAUCAACAUUAACUAUUUUAUAUGCAUUAAAAGCUAUUAAAAAUGGGUGGAAAAGCAGAAAAGGGCACUCCUAAAUACAUAGCAAAUAAGAUUAAAGCUAAAGGCUUACAAAAAUUGAGAUGGUAUUGUUAGAUGUGCAGUGAACAGUGUCGUGAUGAGAACGGUUUUAAAUGCCACACAAUGUCUGAAUCACAUCAGCGGCAGCUUUUGCUGUUUGCUGACAACGCUUCGAAAUACAUAGACCAGUUCUCCAAGGAAUUUUCCGAUGGCUACUUGGAGCUACUACGUCGUCAGUUCGGCACAAAACGGGUGAAUGCCAACAAAGUGUACCAAGACUAUAUCUCUAACAGGGACCAUCUCCACAUGAAUGCAACACAGUGGGAAACCCUGACUGACUUUGUCAAGUGGUUAGGGAGAGAAGGUAAAUGUGUUGUGGAUGAAACAGAGAAGGGGUGGUUUGUUGCGUAUAUAGAUAGGGACCCAGCGGGGAUCGCUGCACAGGAGGCCAAAGCAAAGAAGGAGAAGAUGGAUAAGGAUGACCAGGAAAGAAUGUUAGAAUUCAUACAGAAACAAGUGGAGAAAGGGAAGAAGGAGUUCAAGGCUGAGGAGCCCUCGUACACAGAACUAAAACGAGAGAACAGCCAAGAGAAACUCACACUCAACAUUAAUUUGAAGAGGAAAACCGAAGAGAAAGCUGAAAGCCUCCCAAAAUCAGUACUGCAAGCAUCGAAAAUUAAAGAAGAAUCUACCAGCAAGAAGAAGAGGACAGAAGAAUGUAAAAGCAAGCAGUCGGCUCUAGAUGAGAUUAUGCAAAUGCAGGAAAGAGCGAAAGAGAAAGCAAAUAGAAAGGACUACUGGCUGACUGAAGGUAUUGUUGUAAAAAUCGUCACAAAGUCCCUCGGCGACAAGUUUGACAAGAGGAAGGCGGUCGUCGAACGUCUCAUUGACAAAUACGCGGCACACGUCAAACUUACAGAUGACAAUGUCAAACUGAAACUUGAUCAGAACCAUGUGGAAACAGUGAUACCUUCACCCGGGCGUGUGGUGAGGUUUGUGAACGGGGCGUACAGAGGAGAGACUGGAGUGCUGAGGGAUAUUGACACCGACUACUACUGUUGCGACGUCGAGGUAGGAAGUCAUACAUAUUAUAUGUUUAAUUAUCAUCAUCAUCAUUACAGCCCUUCACAAGUCCACUGCUGAACAUAGGCCUCCCCCAAGGAAUGCCACAAAGCACGGUCCUGAGCCUUCCUGCAUGUCUUACCAGGUCGUACUCCAUCUAGUGGGGGGCCUCCCUACACUUCGUGCGUUGGUAUAAGGCCGCCACUCCUUUUUUCCCCAUCGGUUGUCGGUUCUUCGAGCUAUAUGGCCGGCCCAUUGCCACUUCAGCAUACUAAUCCGGUUACUGUGGUUCUACUGCGGAUAUCCUCAUUUCUAAGUUUAUCACGCAGAGAAACUCUGAGCAUAGCCCUCUCCAUAGCUCGCUGAGCGAUCUUGAGCUUCCUCAUCCGGCCAGCAGUGAAGGACCACGUCUCAGUUCCAUAGGUCAUCACAGGCAGCACGAACUGGUUGUACAAUCUCGUGAACCGGAAACAGUUGGACCCGGUAGGUGGCGCUGUUGCUGAGACCCAAAAAUCAUCCGUACGAAGCCGGAGCGAAUAGAUAUUGUUAUAUAUUUUAUUCAAUAUGGUUAAUUUUAUUUAUUUAAUAAUUUGUACUUAAAAAAAAAGUUAUAAUUAUAAACCAUCUUUAAAGCACCACACAAAGAGGAGACCCAGAUAAAUAGGCAACACUGUAUACUGUAUUCUAUCUCAUUCUCUCGUAGGCUAAAUUCUAUAGAUAUAUAUGUUUGUCUCUGUCUAGUGUCCCUUUUUCGUUUUAUCGACUUUGAAAUCACACAACUAUACU
Messenger RNA from Parnassius mnemosyne (clouded apollo), 1951 nucleotides. NCBI's taxonomy places the organism in Eukaryota, Metazoa, Arthropoda, Insecta, Lepidoptera, Papilionidae. The record is from the annotation of a GenBank genome assembly.